GCUUUAAGCUGUCACUUUGCUUACGUUUAGACCUUACGAACAGAAAUUUUAAAAUUUUAGAGUAUUUGCAGAUUGUUAAUGUGUCGAGGAUGCCCGUCGCUGUUCGCUUGGUGGAAGCCUUGGCCAUAGUCACGCUAAUGGCCCUCAUCACUUGUGUCUCUCUCGGCGUAGUCAUUGCUCAGCGGACGUUAAGCCUCACCAUAACAUUCAUAGAGCCAGCAGCAAAUAUACUUGACGUAGUUCUGAUCAUGGCAGAGAAGAUGUUUAUCGGGGCCUUGGUUUCCACGGUUGCCCUAAUUAACACCGUUUGCGGUGCCUUGCAUAUGAUUGGAUUUGCCUGAAGAAUUGAGUUAUACAUUGUCUUGGCUUGUCAUUACUGUGCAUUAAAUAUACUUCCUGUCAAGAUACUGUUUAAAUCAAAUCUUAA
Messenger RNA from Drosophila montana, 427 nucleotides. RefSeq lists its product as uncharacterized. The transcript has 2 exons. The record is from RefSeq and is a predicted model, not a curated record. NCBI's taxonomy places the organism in Eukaryota, Metazoa, Arthropoda, Insecta, Diptera, Drosophilidae. Bases 90 to 341 code for a protein of 83 amino acids.